AAUACAAUCGUGCUGAGGCACUUGAUGCCUGUGUUAAUACACUCCAUGUCAACAGGAAGGUGGCAGAUAAAUAAAAUAUCUGCACUAAGAGGGCUCCUGUUUUAUCAGAAAAAAUCUGCACGUGAUAUGGUAUUGGUUGUUUAAAAUACGUUCUUCAAAAACGGAGUGACCAACUGGCCCAGAAUAAAACGUCGAUGUCUUGCUGGGUGCUUCUCGGUCCAGUGGAAACCUACAUUCGUUAUGUGGGCCGUUACAUGGCUUUGUGUUGUGGAUACUUUGUGUUCUGAGAUAACGUGUUUGCACACCAGUUUGAAACUUGCGCAUUUACACCAAGUUGAUACAUGUGUAUUUACAAACCAAUUUGCAACUUGUUUGUUGACCCACUAAGUUGAACUUGUGUGUUUGGCACCAAACAGAAUCAGUGCGUCUAACAUUAGCGUGAAAUUGGAGAGAAACGGAAAUAAACAAAUUCCUGAACACAUGUUUUGUGUGCCCUAGACUUGUGAAUAUGUGUGCUUUUACAAUAGAAUCACAUCACAUAAUAUCGUAACAAAGACAUUUAACUUGAUAUAACGUGAAGUUACAUUUUCAUUUUCUUCAACACUGUGAUUUUCACAAAACUACUGUGGUCUACACAUCAUAAAAUGGGAGCUUUAGUCAGUUCCAUGGAACAUUUAGGCACACUUCCGGAAUGCCUGAAACAUUUAUCGGAAGCCGCGCCAGAAAAAGAACUGUUCGUGUUCUACAGUGAAGACGGUCGACGUGUCUUGACAGCGCUGGAAGUCUAUCAGAUGUCUGGACGGUUCGCCAACAGACUCAAACAGGAAGGUUUCCAGCGUCAUGAUGUCGUCUGCAACACACUGCCCAACUCUCCAGAGCGGGUCAUCACUGACCUUGGCAUUCUGUUUGCUGGGUGUACGCCCAUGAAUGCUCAUGCCCUACUUGCCGACGGCUCUGAUUUGUUCCAUGUCCUGAAAGUGAGCAAAUGUCGAGCAGUGAUUGUGUCUGACGAGGCCAACUCUAACGCCCACAAAGUCCUGCAGCCUUUCUACAAGAGCGACUCUACGCAGUCCUUUGUUGAGCUUCGACAUGAGCACCUACCAUCUCUGUCAACAGCCGUCGUCGUGUCUCGCCGGUCAACGCCACCAUUUCUGGCACUCAUGAGCUCACCUGAGCUAGAAAUCUUCAGUGAGACCCUCGAGCCGUCAGACCUGGCCUACGUGUUCUGUACUUCCGGUACCACCGGCUUCUCCAAGUUGGUGCCUAGAACUCACCACGAGUUUCUCAGCUGGACGCGCAUGUUUCUUGACAGUUUGUUUCCGGGUCAGCGGGUCGCUCACCCGCGUGACGUCACAACUACAAUUUUCGAUGACAGACUUCUAGGCUGGAUUGGAGGGAUCCCACUGGUGACCCUGUGUAACGGUGUGACCCGUGUGCUGAUGGACGUGUACGCCGGACCCACCCGGGUCACGGACAAGUGGGACGCCUGCCUCAGGGAGAAGUGUCUGUCCGUCAACCUCAUGCCCAGGGACGCGGAGGUCAUGGUCAGUCACGCUACCACACAGGGCACCUUGAACCAGGACGUUGUCAUAGCAACGGCAGGACAACCCCUGACCCAGGCACAGAUUAAGAAACUUUUGUGUUUGUCUAAAAAGGUUUUCGUAACCUACGCUUCGACUGAAACGGGUACCAUGUCAACAGGUGCUGUUAGUGACAGCACAUUUGAAAACUUCUACUGCGGAAAGGUGAGCCCACACCUGUCGUUAAAGAUUGUCAACGAGGCAGGUGAAGUCUGCGAGCCUGGGACUUUUGGAAGUAUUCACGUAAAAGGGCCCUUUGUGAUGAAAAAAUAUUUCAACCAGUGUGAUGACCCUGACCCCAGUACAGUCCAGGCGUUCACGCCGGAUGGUUGGUUUAUCACUGGGGAUUAUGGGAGCUUGGACGCUGAGGGGAACCUCUACGUCAUGGGCAGGAACCGUGACGUCAUCAUGCAUGGAACCUACUUCGUCUACCCGGGUUGGAUAGAGAAGAAAAUUCUAGAACACAGUGAAGUGAUCGAUGUGUGUGUUGUACCGGUCUCAGAUCCCAAUACCCAUCACAGAAUUUGCGCCUGUAUCAAACUUAGUACCGGAAGUCAACUGACGGAAAGUGACGUCAUAAAACACCUGAAGCAAGCAUUUUUGACGGUAGAUGAUGCGUUGUCACCAGUGCCUGAAUACGUCAUGAUAUUUCAAGACGACUUUCCGCUGACACACUCUGGUAAAGCCCACAGAGAGAAGAUCAGACAGAUGGCAGAAGAGAAAUAUGGCCGCCCAUCUUCAUGAACAUUUUCCCACGUUACAUGUUGCACAUAUUCCAUAUUGAACUUGUUGGCUACAGUGUUUGUUUCAG
Physella acuta is the source of this 2391-nucleotide messenger RNA. RefSeq names its product medium-chain acyl-CoA ligase ACSF2, mitochondrial-like. Lineage: Eukaryota; Metazoa; Mollusca; Gastropoda; Physidae. The record is from RefSeq and is a predicted model, not a curated record.